Molecule: messenger RNA, 1833 nt
Organism: Gadus morhua (Atlantic cod)
Lineage: Eukaryota; Metazoa; Chordata; Actinopteri; Gadiformes; Gadidae
Exons: 9
Coding region: 653-1324 (223 amino acids)
Source: RefSeq, a predicted model, not a curated record
UACGAGCGCCGCAUUGUUUUUUCCUGGAGAGGAAAAAUGCCUUGCAAACGAGCGAAGCAUGGCAGUUGCUCAGUGUUUGGAUGUACAAAUGAACACAAAAGUCUAUUUUUAGUUCCUUCAUCCGAGCCUCUGAAGAACCAGUGGGUUAAUUAUAGUUUCUCUGGAAAUGUGCCGACACAACUUCCCAAAGUGUUAUAUGUCUGCGCCAGACAUUUCACCGACAACUGUUUCCUUAACUUGGGCCAAUACAGAGCUGGACUUGCUGAACGUCUGAAAAUUAAAUCUGGUUCAGUACCAACUCUCCUUUGCUCAGCUACAAACCUUGGACAAGAUAACCGUUCUGCUCUUGGUGUUCGGUUAGAGGGUGCAACUCUGCAAACCAGGGUGAUCCGAUGAGAAUUGGCACAAUUCGAAGCGUUUUACAGCAAAGCGGGCCAGCACAUCAAGCACUUGCAUUCAGCUGCUUCUCUCAAGGAAUGUUGCCUGCCAGACAGACCACCUCGAAACACAUACUGUAGGCACACAGCUAUCCUUAAAGACUUUGCUGCCCCACUUUAGAAGUAAAGAAGACUGUGAUGCCUUAGGACACCGUAUCACGCAGCUCGGCGCCACCUCAGAGAGUCUGCGUGUAGACAAACCUGGCUCCUCCCAUAUGUCCUGUCACAGCGAGGAGCUGAGGAUUCUGACCGUCCAUGGAAAAGGGGAGGGCCCACUGGCAGUGGAGGCCUUGAACUUGCUGUCUGCGGACCACAGCGUGGCCAAGAGCCUGGACCGCAGCGAGCGGUUGGUCUGCCGCAAGGAGCUGAGUGUGCAGCAGCAGACCCCAGACACCAUUUCAAUCAAGGUUGAAGAGGAUAUUGGUGGAGGCAUGCCUGCUGUAGAAGACUGCGAUGACUUUGGAGAUCGCAGCAUGCAUUGCGGCGCAAUCUCAGAGAGUCUGCGUGUGGACGCCCCUGGCUCCUCCCAUAUGUCCUGUCACAACGGGGAGCUGAGGAUCCUGAGCGUCUAUGGUAAAGGGGAGGGCCCACUGGCGGUGGACGGCCAUAACACCCUCUUCACUGCAUCAGAAGUGGAGGCCCUGAACUCGCUGUCUGCGGACCACAGCGUGGCCACGAGCCUGGACCGCGGCGAUCGGUUGGUCCGCCACGAGGAGCCGAGUGUGCAGCAGACCCCAGACAUCAUUUCCAUCAAGGUUGAAGAGGAUAUUGGUAGAGGCAUGUCCGCUGUAGGCAUGGAUGUACCUGAACGAGCUGCCGGGCCUGACCAAGCUGUCCGGCCUGAGGGAGAUGCCCUUGAAUUCAGCCCGGACAUCGUCCGGACCUAGAAAGAUAACAAAGAGAAGAGGGAGAAAGAGGACAACUGCUAUACUUACGGAUACCCUGGUGAGGGCUGCUUUAGUGGCGGAAAAGCAGGGAACUCUGAAGUAGCGUCGUCACGCCAAGCAGCCUCCCUCCUCUCGGGCUCCCAAGAAGAGGCUGUUCUUGCCCGCUCCUGAUGCCGCCCCCCUUGCUGGAGUCAGCCCUGGUGCCACCUCAGCUGCUCCUCCCACCAUCCACCGCUGAUGGAGUCAGCCCCACCUUAGCCCUAAUUUGUCAUGUUCCGGAUGCAGUAGAGUUCACCACUAUUGCUGCCUCUACUUCUCCAACUUAUUUAGGCCUAUCCAACAAGGACGUCAGCUGCCUCGUGUGAUGCAAGCUCUUCAGCGCCUCGAUGCCUGGGGAAGAGUGGGUCCAGUGUGUUUUUUGCUACAAGUGGUCGCAUGAGGCUUGCACCGACGGGAGUACACACUACCUGUGUCACCUGUGUUACAAAGAAUAAAAAUAUUUAGCCUAC